GUAUUUUUCAACGUCUAUACUAGUGAACGAAAAAUAAUUAGUUAUCCGAUAAUGAAGUCAUUUUUUCGCACUAAACAUAGAAAAUGACUUUAUUAUUACUACUCCUUAUAUUUUGAUUGGACCAAACACAUCCGAUAUUCAUUCAUUUUUGUGAUAUUAUCCUCCUUUGUGACCUUACAAGCCUGAUAAAAAAUUAGCAGCUAACUAGUUUAGCUAUGGAUUCAUCAAGAAUAACUCUCCGUCCAUACAGAUCAACGGACGUUGAUGAUGUACUCUCAUGGGCAUCCGAUGAUCGCAUAACCCGAUCCACCCAUUUCAGCACAUUGACUUCCAAAGAAGAUGCGUUGAAUUUCAUCGACAAAUCCUCUAUCCCUUGGCGUCGAUCCAUAUGCAUCGACGAUCGAUCGAUCGGGAUGGUGGUGGCCCGACCUGGAUCGGGUGAUGACAGAUGUCGAGCUGAGAUAGGAUAUGUUUUAGGAGUUGAGUAUUGGGGACAGGGGAUUACACCGGUGGCGGUGAAGAUGGCAAUUCCUUUAAUUUUGGAAGAGUUUCCUGAAAUAGUAAGGCUUCAAGCAUUAUCUAAUGCUGAGCAUAAAGCAUCACAUAAAGUGUUGGAGAAGGCUGGGUUUGUAAAAGAUGGUAUGUUUAGAAAGUAUUUAUACUUUAAAGGUGAAAUUAAGGAUGUUGUACUUUAUAGUUUUCUUUCCACUGAUCCUAUACCUUCAUGAAAUUUAAACAUAUGUCCCUGCUAGUGUUUUCGAUGCUCUAUUGAAAAUAA
Molecule: messenger RNA, 778 nt
Organism: Solanum tuberosum (potato)
Lineage: Eukaryota; Viridiplantae; Streptophyta; Magnoliopsida; Solanales; Solanaceae
Exons: 1
Coding region: 216-728 (170 amino acids)
Molecular function (GO): acyltransferase activity, transferring groups other than amino-acyl groups
Source: RefSeq, a predicted model, not a curated record